CGCCAAGAGGAAGGCCGAUCGCGAUAAUUCGUCGAGACACUCCGACUCGUCGAUACGUGCGUUGAUCAAUUCAAGAAAAAUAGAAAGAAAAGUUCAAUCUCUCGGCAGCACAACCGUUCCGAUUCUCGAAGUAUCCAGUCGCAGUUUUUCCCAUCUUAGCGACGCUUUUCUACGAUCCCCAAUACCGCGAAACCCAGUCGCAUCAAUACAAGAAAUCAAUAGCAAUAGUUCUCUGAAACAGAACAGUUCUUUUAUAUAAAUCAUCCCAAGUGAUUAAGUGUCAGUGUAAGUCUGUGCAGUGAUGCCAAAAAAGAUGCGGAUUUACAAUUAAGUUUCUUUACAUGUUCGUGACCCCCAAUGUAUUAAUGAUAAAUCCCCAUCAAUUGAUAUAUGUCUAAAAUCGACUAAAUCUUCCUAAAUGCAAACAUAAUCAUUUUUAUUUGAAAUAUUUCCCAUUUUCAAUUUUUCUUAUGUGCCUUGAGAAAAUAUAAAAUGCUGGUUUCUGAGUAAGUUGUACUAGUGGGACCAAUCGGAGCGACUCGCGCGACCCUUUUCGCUCUACGCUGACUCGCGCGAGAUCAAUCGCAAGGGAGAUUGUUCGAUAAGAAGUGAUAUAAAUUGUGUGUUGGAUCAAAAAGAGAGGAGAAAAGGGGGUAGUGGAUUAAAAAGAGAGGAGGAAAGGGGGUGCGCAUGGUCUAUCGGGGAUCAUCGCUCAUGGAUAUUUGGCGUCUAGAUGGUGAUUAGAGUCCACAGCAAUAGUAGAACCAUGUCUGGAUUACUGUACACGCUGCUGGGGUUGGCGGCCAGCUCGAGCCUACAUUGUGCUGUGAGGAGAGAAAUUAGCCCUUGUACCUGUCGCCAAGAAGCGCCAAUUAUUAACCCUAGUUCCAAUGGUAACGGGAACAAUGCAAAUGGAAAUACGCAUGUUCACGUGGAACGGAUCGAGGUUGUUUGUGAACGUAUGGAGUCCUUUGAUCAAGUCGCGGAAGCGCUUCGCGGCAAAUUUACCCCCGAACAGCAAAUCACCUUAAGGGUGUCUCACUCUCAACUUCGGGAUAUUUCGAGGCACGACUUCAAGGAACUGAGGAUGUCGAUCUCGAGGCUGGAUCUUAAUCAUGAUCAUCUCAUGAAUGUCGAUGGUGAAGUUUUUGCGGGCCUGAGUCGGACACAGUAUAUGAGUCUCGCGGAUAACGAAAUUCCGUCGAUACCGAGACAGAUUCUAUCUCACCUUGGGCUUUUGAGGACCCUCGACCUUAGUAGAAAUCGAAUCAGUCGCAUCGAAUCUGACGACUUUAAGUAUAAUCCUCAUCUUCAAUUUCUAUUCAUGGCUGGAAAUACCUUAUCAGAACUUGUGCCUGGAUCAUUGCCACCUUUGAUCAAACACCUACACGUGGGAAGAAACCAUCUGAAGUCUUUAAACCGAACUUUAAGAGACCUCAAUCAACUUGAAUGGCUUUUAAUAAAUUCAAAUGAAAUAACGUAUUUGGACGGAGAGUUACCCUCAUCAGGACACAAUCUGAAAAUGCUAUAUGCUGCAGAUAACAAAUUAACGCACCUACCACCUGAAUUCCGUUUUCUUCAUCGUCUCGAAUUGCUAUUUCUCCAACAUAAUAGAAUCAGAAGCCUGGAUGGGACUCUGAGUAAGGCACGACGGCUGAAAUUUUUGGAGUUAUCACAUAACGAUUUACAAGAGUUGACGGACGAGGACUUCGUCGAGGUCGAGAAUCUGGAGGACCUCGAGCUGGGCCACAAUUCUUUGAAGUCCCUGGGUGGAGAUGGAAACGAAAGUGAUGAAGGCAAUGGACAUAGUGCCCUUUACCCUCUCAAGUCUUUAAAGUGUUUGAAUUUAACCCACAACGAGUUACGUGAAUUUUCCUUCGCCUCUUUACGUGGCUUACGUGAAUUGCGUCUGUUCGAUAUCUCCAACAACAAAAUCGCCAGACUUCUCAGGCCGCCUUCAGAGAAUCUUGUGGAAGAACAAGCCGACGAGACGUCUGGCGCCAGUAUUCAGGAUAUGAGAUUACAGCAUAACGAGCUGCGAAGCCUCGAAGGCUCGUUGUUCGUUGGUAUGAAGGAAUUACAGAGGUUAAACCUCAGCCACAACGCACUGGGACCAACGAUCGGACCCCAGGACUUACGAGGCUUAGAAGGUCUUCGUGUUCUUGAUCUUUCUCACAACGAACUCAUCACUCUCGAGGAUACUUCCGAGACGUGGCUUCCUUUACUGGAGGAAUUAAACGCCUCGCAUAAUCGCCUAAUCACACUUUCGGAACGAGACUUCCGAGGAUUCCCUGGAUUGUGUUGGGCGGAUGUCAGUGCCAACCAAAUACGUUCUAUGGUAGCAGAACUUGUCGCCAAUACUCGGUGCACACUCCACGGUGUGCCUGAUGUACUCCGUAUUUACCUGCAAGACAAUCCAGUUUUGUGCGAUGCAGGUUUGGCAGACUUGACAGUAGCCUUGGAGGUGAACCACGCGAAAGUUUACGGAGUCGCCAACGACUGUCCAACAACGACGACAGCGAUGCCAGAGUCAACGACGCCUUUGCCGCCCUUGCCGCCAACUCUUCUUCUUGCGGCUGCAGCCGCUGCCUCUGGUGGUAACGUUUCGUUUGCUGCGACCCUCGAAUAACUUGGUUGUUAUCAAAGGCCUAAAGCCUAGGGAUGGUACCCAGUUCCCAAGCCCCUAAUGAGAAAAGUUAUCACUCGCUUCAAAGACGAUUCACAAUCAGAGAAGCGUUCUAGAUUUCGACCUGAGUAUUUUUUGAGACGCUGUCUUCCCCGAGAAAUGCUUUUUUUAUCGCCACACAAUCUGGUUCUGUAAUUAAGAACGCGCACUGAAAGCUAGAAAGUAAUUGAAACAUAAAAUAAGACGAACUGACAAUAAUAGAAUAGAAAAUUAUUUAGUUAAUUCCGGUUACUUGUGCAACCAGAAAAGAACAACCAAUCAAUUUUAUCAUUUGUAAUAAUGUCACAAUAUCUAACUGACAAUUUCUCGCUUUCAAUUUCUGUUUAGUGUCCUUCUUUCGUAGAGAGGCGUGAGUGUAUAUUUAAAAAGAAUUAUAUAUUUAAAUUGAAGUAUAUAUUUAAAAAGAAAUGUAUGUAUAUGUAUUUAGGAAUGAAAUAAUUGUAUUGAUGGACGGAAUUACCUUUAACUGUUGCGAACUUUGGGACCACGGUAAAAAAAAAUGUGAACUGUCUGGGAGUCGGUGGUGUUAAACUGUUAAGAUGUGCAGCUGCAAAGAAGGAGAUACUUGCAAAUCUUCUGAAACACUAACGAACUUACUGCAAGUUAUUAAUUAUUAUUACAUGUGUACGUAGAGAGAGUCUGUUGUAAUGAUUGUCUUAUACAGUCGACAACUUUAUUGGAAAUCACACUGAACAAAAAUAUUAGCAAAGCAAUUUGUAUUUUAGUAUAUUAACCGCAAUAACGAUGUAUUAAUGGGCAGACGAUAAUAAUUGCAAGAUUCAUUCAUUAUUGUCGGCUAGCGUGUUGCAAUAUUAGCUAUUAGUUUUCUCUCCACGAGUAAUAUAUUUUUCCGUAUGAUGGACUAAAUUAUUAUUAAUUAAAAAACACAGCAAAUCUCGAAACCGCAGAUAUAUUUGUUUGUAUUGUAAUAACUUUAUCUCAGUAAUUUUGUAAUUUUUAAUAGAAAGGAUAAACAUUUAACAACCAUUUUUCAUUGCCAUUCAAAUACUAAAUGUUUAUUUUUUCUAUUUUUAAAUUUAAUAAUUCGGAGUCAGGUUUCUCAAGUUCCGGUUAUUUCUUUGUAUUUAUGAUAGAGUCGAAUGCGACUGCUUUACGAGACGGAGGUACGUAGAAGGAUAUUUUUGUCAUUAGAGUUGAAGGCUAAAAUUGUGCAGUCUGUAUUCGAAAAUAUGAAAUGCGAAAGUCGCAGAAAUCACGUUUCUAGGAGUGUUGAAAUAUGUACAUUUUAAUGUAAAUUUACCAUUAUUAAUUUAAUAAUAAAGCCAUAUUUUUAAUA
Belonocnema kinseyi is the source of this 3983-nucleotide messenger RNA. RefSeq names its product insulin-like growth factor-binding protein complex acid labile subunit (gene ltl). The record is from RefSeq and is a predicted model, not a curated record. Gene Ontology annotation, molecular function: protein binding. Lineage: Eukaryota; Metazoa; Arthropoda; Insecta; Hymenoptera; Cynipidae. The coding region runs from base 734 to 2629 and encodes 631 amino acids. The transcript is spliced from 8 exons.